AUGUGGGAUCGCAGCCUACACGGUCUUAUGAUGACCGCUGGACUGAUUGCGGACCCGAAGAUGGGAACGUUCCUCAGAGAUUCAGCCUUUAACCCACAGACUUGCGAAUGGGAAGGCCUGAAACUACUGAUCUCCAGAAUGUAUACAACCCAACGAUCAUAUUUGGAAGACCAAGGAGACUCUAUCAAAGACAAGGCCUUUCCUCCAGAAUUGGAUAGAAUCUUGCCGCAGCUGGAAUUAGCCUGGACCCAAGGCAAACUAUGCGAUGCUGGAGUCGGGUUGGCAAUGAAAUGCCUCAAGAAGGCAAGCGGAAGAGAUAGUACUGCAACGUUGGGACUCUAUUUGAGUCAUCCAGAACGUGUCUGGGGUGAGAAAGGCUUACACAUGGACCUCAUCAAGGGUCGUUUGGUGAGGAGUACAACUGGCAAGGUUGUAUUUGCAACCGACGAAGGCCAAUUAGGUCUUGGAAACGAUCACAUCAAGUUAGGAGACGAGGCGUGGAUAUUUCCCGGUACCGAAACCGUUUAUUCUACGUCCUACGAAGGAGGGCGAGUUUGA
This is a messenger RNA of Thyridium curvatum, 558 nucleotides long. RefSeq lists its product as uncharacterized. Bases 1 to 558 code for a protein of 185 amino acids. Lineage: Eukaryota; Fungi; Ascomycota; Sordariomycetes; Thyridiales; Thyridiaceae. The record is from RefSeq and is a predicted model, not a curated record. The transcript has a single exon.